AUGCUGAGCACGCUCCCCCGGCGCGCCACCAGCGCCCUCCCGCGACUCCGAACCCUCCCAGCACACCACGCCCAACCCUUCUCAACAACCCGCCUCUCCCUCCGACCGCGCCUGACAACCAAUACAACGACACUCCUAUCCCUACAAUCAGCACCAACCCCCAAAACCCUUAUCCACAGCCCCCUCACGACACCACAAGCACGACGCACGCUCACGACGGCCCAAAAAUGGAAGCUGGGGUUCCGGAAAGCGCGCAAGGACAUCUGGCGCAAGAACCCGAUCCUGCUACCGCUGGCGAUCCUGUCCGUGGUCACGGCGACGGGGCUGUUCGCGUACAUCGCGUACGUGGAGGUGACGCAGGUGGCGCCGCAGUACACGAAGUUCCCGCCGCCGAUGGCGGAGCGGCUGCGGACGGCAGUGUACUACACGGAGGUGGACCUGCAGCCGAGCAAGGCGCUGAAGGCGUACCAGGACGCGUACAAGAUCGGAAUCGAGAUGGGCUUGCACCCGUUUUCGGACGAGAUGGUGGGCGUGCGGCUGCAGAUUGCGCAUAUGUUUGAGAAGGCUGGGCUGGUGUCUGCGGCUGUGAGCGUGUUGGAGCAGACGAGGCAGGUUGCGUUGCAGUGGGUGCAGAGGAGUCGGAAGGAGCGUCCCGACGAGGAGGGGCGGCCCGUCAUCGCGGCUGAGCUGGACAGUGCCAAACUGGCUGAAUUGAGCCCGGAGCUGGCGGCUGAGGUCGAGGCGCGGAAGGAGUCCGAGGCCUGGGAGGACCGCCAGGUCAACAAGGUGCUCAAGAAGAUCGUCGGCAUCUCGAUGAAGAUCGCCGAGCUGUGCGACAGCGACUACAUCCAGGACUCCGAGAAGGCCGAGCAGAACCAGAGCUACGCCGUCCAGCUGUGUCUGAAGGAGAUGCAGCGCCGCGUCGACCUCGGCCUCCCCGUGGGCAACAAGGCCACCACCGCUCCCGCUCCCGCAUCCGCUCGCACCACCGAAACCCCCGACAACACUACCGACAACACCGACGAAGACGACGGCUGGAUGAACCUCGAGGAGAUUGCCACCGCCCUGGCGGAUCUGGCCACCCAUUAUUACAACCAGGGCAAGCCGGAGCUCAGCAUGCCGCUGUUCAUCCGCGCCCUCGACGUGGUGAUGGCCGCCGAGAAAGCCAACCCGACAUGCAAGGUGCCUCUGCUGAUGGCCUCGAUCGGUGCAAGCAUGGGCGAUCUCGCCCUCGCUUCCAAGGCGCCACCCGGUGUGGUGACGGAGCGGAAGACGGUGAUUGCCGGUGCCCGCAAAUGGCUCGAGCGCGCCACCGCAAGCGCAGCGAAUGUCGACCCCAAGGGCCAGGACGCACAGUGCACCGAGGCCUGUGUGGCUGCGUUGCGCACUCUGGGCGAGCUGGCGCGGUUUGAGAACCAGUCCGGAGACGCGAAGAAGUUUUACCAGGACGCCUUGAGCGCUGCUCGGCGCUUGGAGGAUCCCGCCAUGACGGAGGAUCUUAAGGCUGCGUUGAAGGCGAUCAAGACGAAGUAGACUAGGGCAGCUUUGUCGAGCUAAACCUCUCUGCUUGGAUUGUCCUUGGGAGUAGGUUUACUC
This is a messenger RNA of Aspergillus homomorphus CBS 101889, 1596 nucleotides long. Its product is annotated as TPR domain protein. Gene Ontology annotation, biological process: protein quality control for misfolded or incompletely synthesized proteins. The record is from RefSeq and is a predicted model, not a curated record. The coding region runs from base 1 to 1533 and encodes 510 amino acids. Gene Ontology annotation, molecular function: misfolded protein binding. Gene Ontology annotation, cellular component: i-AAA complex. The transcript has 2 exons. NCBI's taxonomy places the organism in Eukaryota, Fungi, Ascomycota, Eurotiomycetes, Eurotiales, Aspergillaceae.